Solanum verrucosum is the source of this 1839-nucleotide messenger RNA. RefSeq lists its product as uncharacterized. The record is from RefSeq and is a predicted model, not a curated record. Lineage: Eukaryota; Viridiplantae; Streptophyta; Magnoliopsida; Solanales; Solanaceae. The transcript has 10 exons. The coding region runs from base 1 to 1839 and encodes 612 amino acids.
AUGGAAAGAAAAGCUUUAGCUUUAGCUGAUUCUGGAAUAAUGCCAGUUUCCAAGAACGAAGAGCCUGGAGUUAUUGCCUGGCAGUCUAGUAACUCUUCGUCCCUUCUUCCUUAUAAGAAGAGGUGGUACUCUUUGCUCUAUCCUCAUGCACCAAUCCAUCCUUCAAGAUAUGUUGGCGAUCUAGUGAAACCAGCAUUGGCCGAAAAUUUAGUUGGCCAGGAAGCUAUAGGUACGGCAAAAGUUUCUGUCAAGAAUGAAGUUGUUCCCAAACAAGGGGAAAGCCACAGUAAACUUGAACUUCCGGCUGAUUCAGGGCACAUUGAUAAAGGGAAGCAAGUUGUUGGAGCUAGUGAGCAGGAAUUUCAUUUUCCCAUCUCAUCAAUACAUCCUGCCCUACGACACAAGUCUAGAAAUGUGCUUCGUGUUAGUCUUGGCAGUACUUUACGAGGGUUUGACUCCUCAGUACUGCAGUCAAAGUCAGAACCUGUAGAAGAAGCCUUGGUACAAGCUAAUACUGUUGACCUCAAAGAACUAAAUGUUUGCAGUGAUAAAGUGGAGGCAUCUGUUUCCGCAAGCAUGCAAAUUGAAGAUCACAUGGUAUACAAAAAGACACAAGACACACAUAAUUUGGUUGCAAGUGGUGAGGGGUCAGCAAAUGAUGGGGAAAAGAUAAGUAUAUCAGCUGGUACAGAGGAAGAAUGUAUGAGGUAUGUCAGAGAGGAUGAGGAAUGUGAAGACGGUGAGAUCCGAGAACCAUUGGUGCAGUCAAUUGCAGAAGACCCCAAUGCUAAGGGGAUGGAUUCAGGAAAAAAUAAUGAAUCUUCAAGUAAAAAUGUUCAAAAUGUCGCUGUCUUCAGACCUGUAACGGGUAGUUCACUGCCUUCAAGAAGUGGAAGAGAGAGGUAUUUUUAUACGGAGGAGGAGAAGUUCCAUCUACAAAGGAAUAGAGAUGAAAUCUAUGGUUAUGGUCCCAAAUUUGUGCGAGAUAGGUUUCAGGACCGUCCAUUUGGUAGGUCAAGGGGGAACUUCAUGCGUGGAAGAGGUAGGGGAUGGGGAUGGGGCCGGGGCCAGGGCCGAUAUUCUGGGCGUGAUUUUGAAAGCUAUGAUAAUAGACAUAAACAUACUGCUGCUUUCUGGGAAUCUGCAAAUGAAUGUAAGGACUAUGAUAAUAGACUAGAUGGUGGUGCCAUUGCUAGUAGUAGGAGGAGGGAUCCAUUAAAUGAUCCCUUGCAUUCAUUUCAGCAUCCACCUGCACAUGGACUAUCCCCCAAUGGAAGAGAAGAUGCUGCCAUGAUGGAUAUCAGCCCAAGAAGAUGCCCUGGUGAAGAUGGCUCUGCCUAUGUUGGUGUUCAACAUAGUAGACCUGAUCAUCAUUUCGGUCAGGGUGAUAAUACAAAGUUUACUGCAAUGCAGAGAAGCGGUUUCCCUCGAAUGUGGUCGAAAUCUCCUGUUAGAUCCCGUACUUGGUCCCUUCCUCCGAGGACAUUGACGGAAGGAUUGAAUGGGCGUCAAAAUUUAUCUCAGCACAGGUCUCCUGUUAUGUACAGGGAAGAUAGAAUGAGGUCUUCUUCACAAACUUCUUUUACUGAAGAAGCAAUAGCCCCUCAAAGGCGUGACCGUCCAUCUUAUACUGCUCGUCAGAAUGAUAUGAGGGAUGUUGAUGAUGUAGAAGAGUACGGGCAUCCGAGGUCUCUUUCUAGCAGAGGGAGUCCACCUGAUCAGAAGAGGGCUGAUGGUGAUGGGCAAAUGAGAAAUGUGAAAGAGCAAGAAGGUGGUAAUGUCAGACCGAGGCAUGAAGAAGAAUUUGGUGGCUCCAGAUUGAAGAAAAGAAGAUUUUGA